Messenger RNA from Owenia fusiformis, 1857 nucleotides. The record is from the annotation of a GenBank genome assembly. NCBI's taxonomy places the organism in Eukaryota, Metazoa, Annelida, Polychaeta, Sabellida, Oweniidae.
UAUAGAUGGCGCGUUGUGACCUAGUUAAUUGAAGAUUUACUUUCGGUCGGUUUUCUGUCAGCUAUUGCAUUGCAUUGCAUUUGUCUGGUCUUCAGCUACAUUGCAUCAGUUUUAAGGUCAGAUAUUACCACCGAGUGAAAACCAAGGAACAUGGAGGAACCAAAUAGAAAGCCUGUCAUCAAAUAUACGCAGCUGUUCAUCAACAAUGAGUGGGUGAAUUCUGUAAGUGGUAAGACAUUUCCAACAAUCAACCCCUGCACGGAGGAGAAGAUCUGUGAUGUACAGGAGGGUGACAAAAUGGAUGUUGAUCUGGCUGUAGCCGCAGCCAAAGAUGCAUUCAAACGUGGGUCCGCCUGGCGAAAAAUGGAUGCAUCAAAUCGUGGACGACUUCUUGCAAAACUUGCAGAUCUUAUGGAGCGAGAUUUGAAAUACUUAGCAAGUUUGGAGACACUGGACAAUGGUAAACCUUACACAGACUCAAUUGGUGACAUUGAGGCUUCAAUUCAAACUUUCCGCUAUUAUGCAGGAUGGGCUGACAAGAUAACAGGUCAAACUAUACCAGUAGAUGGCGACUUUUUCACAUACACUAAACACGAACCUGUUGGAGUCUGUGGACAAAUCAUACCAUGGAACUAUCCAGUUAUGAUGGUAGCUUGGAAGUGGGGUCCAGCCUUGGCCUGUGGUAACACUGUUGUUAUGAAACCAGCAGAACAGACUCCCUUAACUGCCCUUUAUUGUGGUGCUCUUAUAAAAGAGGCUGGGUUUCCCCCUGGUGUUGUCAACAUAGUGACUGGCUAUGGCCCAACUGCUGGUGCUGCCGUGGCUGAACAUCUAGAUGUUGAUAAAGUAGCAUUCACUGGGUCAACUGAGAUUGGCAAAGUUGUAAUGAGGGCAGCCAGUGAAAGUAACAUGAAAAGAGUUUCACUGGAACUUGGUGGAAAAAGUCCAUUUGUGAUCUUCCAGGAUGCUGAUGUUGAUGAUGCAGUGCAAUGGGCACACUCUGGAAUAAUGAACAACCACGGGCAGAACUGCUGUGCGGCCUCAAGGACAUUUGUACAUGCUGACAUCUAUGAUGAGUUUGUGGCCAAGAGCAAGACCGCAGCAGAGAACCGUACAAUUGGAGAUCCAUGGGAGGCAGGCACCAUGCAAGGCCCUCAGAUUGAUGAGGCCCAAUUCAAGAAGAUAAUGGAGAUGAUAGAAAGUGGCAAACAGCAAGGAGCCAAGCUUGAGUGUGGAGGAGUACGCUUUGGGGAAAAGGGUUAUUUCAUUAAGCCUACAGUGUUCUCAAAUGCCACAGAUGAAAUGAGGAUUACAAAAGAGGAGAUUUUUGGUCCAGUACAGACUAUCAUCAAAUUCACUGAUGUAGAAGAAGCAAUAGAAAGAGCUAAUGCUACAACGUACGGCCUGGCAGCUGGAGUCUACACUAAGGAUAUAAAUCGGGCAUUUACUUUUGCUGAUGGCCUCAAGGGAGGAAAUGUAUGGGUGAACUGUUAUGAUGUUAUUUCCCCAAACCAGCCAUUUGGAGGAUUCAAGCAGUCUGGCCAUGGGAGAGAAUUAGGAGAAUAUGCGCUCAAGGAAUACACUGAAGUGAAAUGUGUCACAAUCAAAAUACCACAGAAGAAUUCAUAAUCAAUCGAUUUAUGGCUGCUCUCUCUAAAAUGGACAUUGAAGACUGUUUCUCCUAAAUGACAUUUGGAUGAUUAUAUUUUUUUAUUUUACCAAACGAGCUUUGAUUGAACUACCUAUGCAUGUCGUAUUACAUGCUGCACAUUACACAAGUAUGGUGUACUCUAAACAGGCCGACCUGCUAUUUUAAGGCAGAAUUAGAUCUAUGAGUGACAAAAUUGCAAGCAAUAU